AUGGAGGAAAUGCCAUGUCUUGUCAUUGACAACGGGAGCAGCAUGAUGAAAGCUGGAUUUGCUGGUGACGAUGCUCCACGAUGCGUCUUUCCGACCAUUGUUGGAAGACCCCCACACCGACCCAUCAUGGUUGGUAUGGGAAAUAAAGAUUCCUAUGUUGGUGACGAAGCUCAGAGUAAGAAAGGUCGUUUGAUACUGAAAUUUCCCAUCGAUCGUGGAAUGAUCAAUGAUUUUGAUGAUAUGAAUAGGAUUUGGCAUCACACCUUUUACUAUGAGUUAAGAGUGGCUCCGGAGGAACAUCCUGUAUUGUUGACUGAAACGCCAUCAAAUUCAAAAUCGAGUCGUGAAACAAUGACAAAAAUCAUGUUCGAGACCUAUUCUGUGCCAGCUCUCUAUAUUGGAGUUCAAGCAGUGCUAGCAUUAUUCACUGCAGGCCGUACGACUGGAAUCGUUUUAGAUUCAGGUGAUGGCAUCUCACAUGUUGUUCCAGUCUAUGAAGGAUUUGCCUUGAAACAUGCCAUUUCAAAAUUGGAGGUGAGUGGAAGAGACGUGACCGAGUAUUUACGUUCCAUUUUAGGAGAACGAGGCUAUUUCUUUCAUACGACUGCGGAGAGAGAAAUUGUGAGGGAUAUUAAGGAAAAGUUGUGUUAUGUAGCAACUUCGUAUUUUGAAUUAUUGAAAAAGGCAUCUACAACAUCUAAUAGUACUGAUGUAACGAAUAGCAAUAGUAGUAGUGAUCAUCCUAAUAAUGGAAUAGAAAAAACAUAUGAAUUACCAGACGGAAGUAUCAUCACCAUCGGAACGGAGCGAUUUCGAUGUACAGAAAUAUUAUUUCAACCCAACCUAUUGAAUCGGGAUGAGUCAUGUACUGAAGGCUUUCAUGAAGCCAUCUUUCAUUCCAUUACCAAAUGUGAUUUGGAAUUACGUAAAGACAUGUACACGAACAUCGUACUAGCAGGUGGAAAUACUCUCUUUGAAGGUAUAUCUGAACGAUUGAAAAGAGAAGUAGAACAGUUGGCUCCUCGUUCCAUGCGCAUUGAUGUGAGUGCUCCCUUUGAACGUAAAUAUUCGGCAUGGAUUGGAGGUUCCCUAUUGGCCUCACUCUCUGCUUUUUCAACCCAUCAAAUGUACAUGACUAAAAAAGAGUAUGAGGAAGUUGGUCCUGCGCUCGUUCAUCGAAAGUGUUUUUAG
Molecule: messenger RNA, 1191 nt
Organism: Naegleria lovaniensis
Lineage: Eukaryota; Heterolobosea; Eutetramitea; Acrasida; Naegleriidae
Exons: 1
Coding region: 1-1191 (396 amino acids)
Source: RefSeq, a predicted model, not a curated record